Molecule: messenger RNA, 1475 nt
Organism: Erpetoichthys calabaricus (reedfish)
Lineage: Eukaryota; Metazoa; Chordata; Cladistia; Polypteriformes; Polypteridae
Gene: b3galt1b
Product: UDP-Gal:betaGlcNAc beta 1,3-galactosyltransferase, polypeptide 1b
Exons: 2
Coding region: 347-1327 (326 amino acids)
Cellular component (GO): membrane
Molecular function (GO): N-acetyl-beta-D-glucosaminide beta-(1,3)-galactosyltransferase activity
Source: RefSeq, a predicted model, not a curated record
GUUAGCAUUUGCAGCUGAAUCAUCACCUUGAAGUAAGAUGAAUCUUGAAAAGAUAGCUUGUAUGACAAUGAAGAAGCACGACUUUAGAAGGAGAGCGCCCAGAAUUCCCAGAUGCUGAAGCCCAUGUUCUUUGUCCUCACAAGAACUUAACUAAAAGAUAAUGAUGAUGAUGAUGAUGCUCAGUCCUUGAAUUGUUCCACCAAGGCCCAGGACCCAGUCCCUUGCCGGCAUUUCAUGUGUCGAGUUAACUGGCUGCAGCGAGAUGCUGCCGCGUACGAGAGGACCUCUCUGACGACAAGGAAGCCUUUUAUACUCCACUGCUCCGCACAGAAGUAAAUGCAGCAUAAUGCCUUCAAAGGUCUCGUGCUUAUAUGUUUUGACAGUUGUUUGCUGGGCCAGCGCUCUCUGGUACCUGAGUAUCAGCCGGCCAUCCUCUUCAUAUGUCAGCCAGGGCCCCAGCAGUCGGAGCAAAGUCACCAAGAAAAACGUCACUUACAGCAACAUCCGCACUCGACCGUUGAAUCCACAUUCCUUUGAAUUUCUCAUCAACGAGCCUAAAAAAUGCGAAACCAAUCCACCAUUCCUGGUGAUCCUGAUCAGCACCACUCACAAGGAGUUUGAUGCGCGGCAAUCCAUCCGCGAAACUUGGGGGGACGAGAACAACUUUAAUGGAAUUAAGAUUGUCACUUUGUUUCUCCUGGGAAAAAACGUUGAUGCCGUCUUAAAUCAAAUGGUGGAACAAGAGAGCCAGAUCUUCCACGACAUCGUGGUGGAAGAUUUCAUUGACUCCUACCAUAACCUCACCCUCAAAACACUUAUGGGCAUGAGAUGGGUGGCCACUUUCUGCUCGAGGGCUAAAUACGUCAUGAAGACAGACAGUGACGUUUUUGUAAAUAUGGACAAUCUCAUCUACAAACUUCUAAAGCCAACAACCAAGCCAAGGAGACGGUACUUCACUGGCUAUGUCAUCAAUGGCGGACCUAUUAGAGAUGUACGUAGCAAAUGGUACAUGCCCAGAGAUUUGUACCCUGACAGUAAGUACCCGCCUUUCUGUUCAGGUACUGGAUACGUGUUUUCAGCGGACGUCGCUGAGCUCAUUUACAAAACUUCGCUUCACACGAGGCUUCUACACCUCGAGGAUGUCUACGUCGGCUUAUGCCUGCGAAAGCUGGGCAUCCACCCAUUCCAAAACAGUGGCUUUAACCACUGGAAAAUGGCUUACAGUCUCUGCAGAUAUCGAAGGGUGAUUACAGUGCAUCAGAUAUCGCCGGAGGAAAUGCACAGGAUCUGGAAUGACAUGUCAAGCAAGAAGCAUCUGCGAUGUUAGGGCUCCGUCCCAGAGUGUGCCUAAAGCGGGAUUACCGAUUGCGCUUAUCAGCAACGACCAGUUCCAGAAAUCUGGAUGUCUGUACUGUUGUACAUCUGAAGCUUUCUGCACAUUGUUAAGUUGUAUUUUUGUUAAUAUUGUUAUUAUU